Molecule: messenger RNA, 1407 nt
Organism: Closterium sp. NIES-67
Lineage: Eukaryota; Viridiplantae; Streptophyta; Zygnematophyceae; Desmidiales; Closteriaceae
Source: the annotation of a GenBank genome assembly
CUUUCUUUCACUAGCACCUCCUAACCGGAGUCCACGACUGCUGUCUACGCGCUACUCCUUAGCUAAGUCGCAUCCACCAGCAGCCUGCAGCGCCGCGAUCAUCGCCUUUCGAGACAUCUCAGAAACCGUCGCCGCGGUCGGCGUCGUACGUGUUUGUGGAUUCUUGGAGUUCGAGAAACUCUGCUGAGGGGGCUCUUGAGGAUUCUUGAGGAUUCUUGAGGAUUCUUGAGGAUUCUUGAGGAUUCUUGAGGGCUGUUUAGAAUCGGAAUCUCCAGAUGGCGGUUGUGGCCGCCGUGACAGCGCGGUCGCCAUCACCAGCAUCACCAUCGUCGGGAUGGCUGUGGCCGCUGAUCGGCACGGCGGCGUCCAUCGCCUUCGCCUCCGCCUUCUCGCUCACCCUCCGCGUGCUACGGGGCCUCGCUGCUUCGCGCACGGCUGCUCUGCAUCCCCCGCAGGCCAUUCUCGUGCUGGGGGGUGAUCGCCUGAGGGAACGAUUGGCUGGGAGAUUCGCCGCCCUGUUGGCUACCCCACACCACUCCUCCGCAUCUUCUCACCCCUCCAAGGAGGCGAGCCCCAGCAGCAGCAGCAGUGGCAACAGCGGUGCCGCUGGUGGCCUUGCCUUUGACUCUAUCUUCACCUCGUCUCCCAAACCGCUAGUCGAGGGUACCCUAGACCCUCUCCCGCCUGCUCAUGCCGCAGCAUCUGGGACGCUUCCGGUGUUCAUUUCGUCGGGUCAUGAUGAUGCUGCUGACGUCAUGAUGGGGGAAGGCGUGGCGGCUGCGCGGCUGAGAGUGGACAACCAUGCGCUGGACACGGUUACCAACUUCACGACGAUGUUACGCACAUUUCAGCGGCUUAAAAUCACGCAUGUGCUUGUGGUUACGUCAGAUUACCACAUGCCGCGUGCGGCCCUGCUGGCGGCGAUCGUGCUGCGGACGCACGGGAUUGCCUUCUCUACAGUAUCACUUCCGAGCAAGAGAGACCUUUACAAAAUCAAGAACGGAGCAAGGCGAACGAUUGUGAAGGGUGGAGAUGUCGGAAUAUCUGAGGCAUUGCUGGAAGCACUGGGGGAUGGAAGUGGUGCUGCUGGGGGACGUUUUGUGAAGGGGAGAGGGGAGGAGGAAGGGGAGUUUAAAGAGGAGAUAGGAGAGGUUGAAGCAGAGACAAAGAUAAGGCUAGAAAGGGACCGGUUACGAGGACUGCUGUGGCUGGUAACAGGCUGGCACGGUGCGGAGUUACUGAGGUUUACGCGCCCGCAGCGAUAUAGGUUGCACAAGCAGAAGCCUCUCUCCGUGUUCCCGGUUUCCAAGGGAACCGCUGUGAAUUCAGGGAAGUGAAAAACACAUGUAUGAUUUUUGAGUAAAAUUGCUUAAUUGUAGCAUUCUUAGUUGUAAAUUUUAGAGGCUC